This is a messenger RNA of Hydatigera taeniaeformis, 501 nucleotides long. NCBI's taxonomy places the organism in Eukaryota, Metazoa, Platyhelminthes, Cestoda, Cyclophyllidea, Taeniidae. The record is from the annotation of a GenBank genome assembly.
AUGGGUAGGGGUAUGUCGCACGGCUUCAUGAUUAUUUUUCAUAUACUUGCUGCCCUCCUCACUGUUGGCUUCCUCUCAAUAGCUAUUGCAGGCAUCCAUCUGAAAAUAUCACAGGAUUCGGUAAAAUCAACACCUUGGAUUGACUUUGGUGAAUACGAGAGUGAGGACGAAAACAUUCGUAUGUUUGCGAGCUUAGUAGCAGAAUGCUCUGAAAGGCUGACUAUAUAUUUCAUUGUGACGGCAUUCGGUUUAGCGCUUCUCUCCCUGAUUGGAUUAAUUAUCAACUGCAGUGGUUACAACAUGCUGUUUAAAAUAUAUUGCGCCAUUUUGAUUGUUCUGCUUCUUACACAAAUCACCAUUAUUGCCUUGGCCUUUCCCACUCCCAACAAAUAUGCCGACAGAUUCGUCGCCUCGAAGGCAGCUCUUCUCAAGUCCUACGGAAAUAACACCGAUGAAGGAAAAAAGGCAACUGGUUUCUGGAAUGUGCUCAUGAAGGUAUGA